Messenger RNA from Gadus macrocephalus (Pacific cod), 3786 nucleotides. Its product is annotated as zinc finger protein 420-like. Bases 242 to 3514 code for a protein of 1090 amino acids. The transcript has 5 exons. NCBI's taxonomy places the organism in Eukaryota, Metazoa, Chordata, Actinopteri, Gadiformes, Gadidae. Gene Ontology annotation, cellular component: nucleus. The record is from RefSeq and is a predicted model, not a curated record. Gene Ontology annotation, biological process: regulation of transcription by RNA polymerase II. Gene Ontology annotation, molecular function: RNA polymerase II transcription regulatory region sequence-specific DNA binding; DNA-binding transcription factor activity, RNA polymerase II-specific.
AUUUAAUUUAUUUGCGUCCUUGUUCCAUCACAAAAUACGAAACAAAGGUUGACAAAAACAUAAAAUAUAUUCUAAAGGUUUUACGAUUUUAUUUUUAUUUAUAUACCAGCGGUUUGGUUGGUACACUGUUGAUCAGUCGGAACCUUGGCACAGGGAGCUUUGAGCGUUUCGGACUGAAAAUGGCCCACUGCUUCCUUGUUUAAAACAAAACACUCUGAUCUCAUGUGAGCGCGUGCAGCCAAUGUUGACAAACAGAAUGGAUAAACAUAUCGGUCCCCCUCUCCCCUUCGCCUCUCUGCGCCUCCUGCUCUCCCCUGUCCGGCUGGUGUCCGGGGCCAUAUGGCACACGGUCCAGCAUCAUCUUGUGUCGGAUUAUGGGAUGCUUGAGGAGUUUGUUUCAAUGGUCACAGACAUUGUCCCUGAGCUACUCUCCAUUGAACAGAAGACCCAGCUUCUUCUGGGACUCCGCGCACGGAAUGGUAUCCCUGGCGAGUUUGGCUGCAGCUAUGAUGAUCAGGCCCUGGUCAACGUAACAUGGCAUUUUCUGACCAGACUGGAAAAGCUUUUCCCUCUGCAGACCAUCCAACAGGUUGCCCUCAUGCUCGUCGACAUUCCCUCUGCUCUCGAAGAGUGUUUGAAGUCAGUCUCUCACCGCGGCGAGCUCCAAACUCUUCUUGGUUGUCGGAAAGAACUUCUGGAUAAGAAUGGUUGUCCCCUUGAUGGUGCACGUGAAACCUCAGCUCUGCACCUCUGUGUCGGGGAUGAGAUCAAAGCAGAGAAGGGGCAUCAGGCCCAUUCUCUGCCUGAUGUCCACAGAUGCGGUUCACAGAUAGAAGGACCACAUGCAAGCACUGCAGUUGCAAUGUCGGAGGACAUGGAGAUGGCCGUGGAGAAGGAGGCAGUAGAAGGGACGAGCAGUCAGGAAUUAAUGGAUGUUUGUGACAAAGAUUGCCUAGUCCUGUUGAAAAGGCUUGACGACGUUCCCACUGUGCAACGCAGACCUGUGAGGUCAAACAGAGGGUUGAAAAUGAAAAGGAUUUUGCUACAAGAGAAGAACCACAGAAGGAAAAUGCCGUCCAAAAAAGUCCUGCCCAGAACAAAAAUUUUGAUCCCAGAGCCCAGUACACAGAUCUCCAUCGACCCGUUCCCUUCUGUAACUUAUACAGUCGUGGCUGAUGAGGACACUAAUGUUGGAAGUUCCAGUGCGGAGGAUUCUUUGUCUGAUCGUUCGAACACACGCAGUUGCUUCGUCGAGCUGGCAUCCCCCACGGAAGGCAAGAAAUCUUUAAUCACCCGCGAAAAGCAGGACACUCUCAAAAUCAGUCUUUCGGCAAAUUCAACCUCGAUGAAUAAAGGCCUUUGUUUAAUUUGCAACAAGCAUGUGCAGACGGACAUGAAGGAACACAUGAAAGCCCAUUUUCCUGACGGGGUCUUAAGCUGUCCACGAUGUGACACUGUUUUCAAGAACAUGCAAUCCUUAAGGCUACAUUUUAAAAGGGUUUGCUUCGAUCAGCUGCAGAUAGAGCCGGACAAGGUUGCCCUGGCUCUCUACCAGUGCGAUGGAUGUGAAAGAUCUUUUAAGUACAAAUUACAGUUAAACAGGCACAAACUUGUCCAUAACCAACUCUACUGUGAGAUAUGCGAGAGAGUCGUGAGAGAUGCCGAAACCUUGGCACGACACAAGGUGUCUCACACGCCUUUUCAGUGCAUCCUUUGUGAGAAGAACUUCGGUAUCUUUAAGCAUUUGGCCAGUCACUGCAAGAACGUACACGAGUUGAGCGAACCCUACGAAUGCCAACACUGUCCGAAAGUUUUCUCCAAGUUCCAUAUUUUUAUUGGACACGAGUGGCAACACACAGGCCAACUCCCCUUCCAGUGUUCCAAGUGCUCUAUGAACUUCAAACACGACGCAGAGCUGGCUAUCCAUCUACGGGUGCACACGCACGAGAAACCCUUCCUGUGCACGGACUGCGGUAAGUACUUCGCAUGCAACUCAAACAUGAUACGGCACAGAAGGAUGGUUCACGAUGAGUCCUUGCAAGUGCAGCACUUCUUAUCCUCUCGGAGGAGAAAAGAGAGCACACUUCUGAAGGAUCAUAUGUCGCUAUCUGGCAAUGAGUCCAGUCUUCCCCGCCCGUAUGAAGUGGAAGCAAAGGAUGGAGCAAAUAUUGAAAAACAUAACGGCGAUCUAGUCAGCUUGCUCCAGGACCCCUCUCACGUAGCUCCCAGCCAAGACAACUUUUUGUCCAGUUCCUCAACUGAUCGUUCCUCUGUUGCCCUUAAUGAUCACGAUGAUGGUUUGGUGGCAUUGAAAGAGCAGGAUGCGCCACUGAGGAAAAUUCCUGCUACCAGUAAGACCAAUUCCUCAACCCAAAGAAGCCUAUGUUUCAUUUGCAAGAAACAUGUGCAGCUGGAUAUCAAGGAACACAUGAAAACCCAUUUCCCUGAUGGUGUCUUAACCUGUCCGCGUUGUGACACAUUGUUCAACAGCAUGGGUUCUUUGAGGAUACACUUUAAGAGGAUUUGCGUCGAACAGCUGCUGAUAGAACCAGGCGAGGACCGAGUUGGCCAUGGUCUGUUUAAGUGUGAUGAAUGUGUAAAGUCUUACAGGUACAAGUUGUCGUUAGACGGGCACAAGCGCACUCACAACCAGCUCUACUGUGAGGUGUGCAGGAGAGUCUUACGAGACGCCGAAACCCUGGCACGACACAAGGUCUCUCACACGCCUUUUCAGUGCACCCUUUGUGAGAAAGACUUUGGGUUUUUUAAGCAGUUGUCCAGGCACUACGAGAACACCCACAAGCUGAGCAAACCCUAUAAAUGCAACCAUUGUCCUAAAGCUUUCUCCAAGCUGCGUUUCUUUAUUCGACACGAGUGGAAACACACAGGCCAACUCCCAUUCCAGUGCUCCCAGUGCGCCAUGAAGUUCAAACAGGACGCAGACCUGGUGGGUCAUCUACGGGUGCACACGAACGAGAAGCCUUACCUGUGCGCCGACUGCGGCAAGACCUUUUCUCGCAACUCCAACCUGAGACGACACGUCAAAUUCCGCCACAGCGAGUCCAGGGAAAUGCGGCACUUUACGUGCACCCAGUGCAGCAAGUCCUUCAAAGAGAAGGGAUCCCUGCAGAAGCACGAGCAGCUCAAACACCAGAAUCACAAGAAUGCGCGCCACCCGUGCAACUACUGCGGAAAGAUGUUCUCCCAGUCCGGGAUGGCGAGGCACAAAAUGAUCCACACGGGGGAGAAGCCUUUGAAGUGCCACAUUCCGGACUGCAACCAACGCUUCCGGUCGCCUUCGGAGGUGAAGAAUCACGUGCUGCGCCAUCACACUGCGGAUCGCCCGUUUGAGUGCAACACCUGCGGGAAGGGUUUCAUACGGGUCUCGAUCCUCAACGAACACAUGAAGAUCCACUCUGGAGAGAAGAAACAUGUUUGUUUAGUCUGUGGCAAAGCGUUUCAGAAGGCCUACAGUAUGGCCAGACACAUACAGCUAGUGCAUACACCCAAAUAACCCAAGAAUUGUAGCUAUGUUGUACUUAAAUGUGACAUAAUAUUGUGUUUUCCCAACAAGUACAGAAAACAUAUUUUUGAAGUUGUUUGUUUAGAAGCUCAUAUGGAUGUCUCCAGUCUACCCAGGGGCAAACUGUAACACUGUUGUUUUUUAUUGGUCGUCAUGAAAUAAAAAACAUAAGGGAUAACACUGUUUUUUAUUGGUCGUCAUGAAAAAACAAAACAAAAAAAAAACAGGGGUAAUACUGUCGAUAUUUAUCAAAUAAAACAGAG